UAGAUACAUUUUCGCUAUUAGAUACUCAUACAAGAUAUCAAUUACCCAAUUUCCCAUCUCCCAGACGCAGAAAACUGUUUCAACUACAACACAACAUCCACCAUCCAUUCAUCAACAACAACAAUGGCACACGAAAACCGUCUCACAAACCGACAUGUCCUCAUCUUCGGCGGCACGUCUGGCAUAGGCUUCGCAACAGCCUCCAUGGCGCUGUCCAACGCCGCCAACGUGACCAUCUCUGGCUCCCGGCAGCCGAAAGUCGACGACAAGGUCACGCUGUUACGGAGCUUUUACCCGUCCCUUCCUUCUGACAAGGUUGCCGGCUUCGCUUUGGACUUGUCUGACACCGUGAACCUUGAGAAAGGGCUGAUCGAUGUAUUCGAGAAAGCGACGAACGGAGGGGAGAAGAAGGUCGAUCACAUCGUGUUCACGGCGACGGGGGACAUCAACGGGAAGCCGACAGUCGAGACUGUGGAUCCCGCGACGGUGUUCGACGGGUUCAAAGUGCGGUGGCUCGCGCCGGUCAUAAUUGCGAAGGUCCUCGCGACGAACCCGGGCAAGUACAUGCCGGUCAGUCACAAGUCGUCGGUGACUGUGACUGGCGGGACGAACACGGUGAAGCCGAUGCCUGGGUGGUCGAUCGCGGCGGCGUGGGGAGGGGCGACCGACGGGCUGGUGAGGGGCAUGGCGGUCGAUAUGAAGCCGAUUAGGUGGAAUCAGGUUGAGCCUGGUGCGGUGCAGACGGAGUUGCUCCAGGGGUAUUUGGAGAUGUUGGGGCCGGAUGGAUUAGAGAAGAUGAAGAGGGAGGGGGGUGUUACGGGGGAAUUGGGGCAGCCGGAGGAUCUGGCGGAGGCGUAUGGGUGGUUGAUGAGGGAUUGGUUUGUUACGGGGAAGACCGCGAGUUCGGAUGGUGGUCGACUUCUGGUGUGAUAGGAUGUAGUGGGUGGUAUUAGAGGCUGUGGUGUAGUCAACUGUAAUUCCAAUUAAUUCGUUUCCGUGCUGAUUAUUCUUUCGUGUCAUCGUCAGCAGAUACGUAUCAAUAU
Messenger RNA from Aaosphaeria arxii CBS 175.79, 1043 nucleotides. Its product is annotated as NAD(P)-binding protein. The transcript has a single exon. Gene Ontology annotation, molecular function: oxidoreductase activity. The record is from RefSeq and is a predicted model, not a curated record. Lineage: Eukaryota; Fungi; Ascomycota; Dothideomycetes; Pleosporales. Bases 124 to 930 code for a protein of 268 amino acids.